AUGAGCGCGAUAGUGAAUGCGGCCGCCGAUGUGCUGUCGGGGACGGCCAUCGCCGCUGCUGCCGGAUCGCAGGUAGCCUGGUUCAUCCCGAUGCUGGUGGCAGCUAUAGCGUACUACCAGUUCGACGCGACGGACCCUGAAGGCAGGCCUGCAGACAUCGGCGAUGAUCGCAUGCUGCCGGACUAUGACUUCAUCAUCGUUGGAGCUGGAUCAGCUGGUGCAGUGGUAGCAAACCGGCUAUCAGAAAUCGGUCACUGGAAGAUUCUACUCUUGGAAGCUGGUGGAGAUGAAACGGAGAUAUCUGACGUGCCUCUAUUGGCUGGUUACCUGCAGCUUAGCAAACUGGACUGGCAGUAUAAAACUGAACCCUCGGGAACCAGUUGUCUAGCUAUGGAGGGCGGCAGAUGCAACUGGCCCCGUGGAAAGGUGCUAGGAGGCAGUUCAGUCCUGAACUACAUGCUAUACUUACGAGGAAACCGAAGAGACUACGACUCCUGGGAAGCGAUGGGCAACGAAGGCUGGGGCUACAAGGAUGUUCUCUAUUACUUCAAGAAGUCUGAAGAUAAUAGGAAUCCUUCUUUAGCCAAUACGCCAUAUCACAGUACUGGAGGAUAUUUGACAGUUUCUGAAGCACCAUAUCAUACACCACUAGUUUCAAGUUUCGUUGAUGGAGGUGUAGAACUAGGGUACAUGAAUAGAGACAUAAAUGGAGAGAACCAAACAGGUUUCAUGGAAGCACAAGGAACCAUCCGUCGUGGCAGCCGCUGUUCUACCGCCAAAGCAUUUCUGAGAUCAGCAAAAGAUCGACCCAACCUUCACAUUUCAAUGUAUUCUCACGUUACUAAAGUUAUGAUAGACCCCAGAACGAGGGUUGCUUUUGGUGUUGAGUUUGUUAGAAACAAAAUGAUAUACCGCAUCCGAGCUCGGAAGGAGGUAAUUCUGUCAGCUGGAACUAUUAAUUCCGCGCAGUUACUUAUGUUGUCCGGGAUAGGCCCUGCAGAGGAACUGCAUAAACAUAAGAUACCUUUGAUUCAGAAUUUGAAAGUUGGAAGGAACUUACAGGAUCACAUUGGACUGGGCGGAUUAGCUUUUAUGGUGAACCAACCUAUUUCUAUUGUAGAACAUCGUCUUUAUACUGUUACCUCACUCAUGGACUACGCUAUGUUUGGAGAAGGUCCCUUGACUAUCAUGGGUGGAGUCGAAGGCUUAGCUUUUGUUAAUACUAAAUAUGUAAACGCUUCGGACAACUUCCCAGAUAUUGAAUUUCAUUUCAUUUCUGGAUCUACAAAUUCGGAUGGCGGAGAACAAAUUAGUAAGAUACAUGGACUGGUAGAUACGUUUUAUGAUGCUGUGUUUAGACCUAUAAACAAUAUGGAUGUUUGGAGUAUCAUUCCUAUGUUACUACGACCACGAAGCAAAGGCUUCAUACAACUGCGAAGUGCAAACCCUUACGACUACCCUUAUAUUUAUCCAAACUAUCUAUCUGAUGAAUUGGAUGUAAAAACUUUAGUUGAAGGAGUGAAAAUCGCUGUAGCACUAUCUAGGACGAGAGCGUUUCAAAAAUACGGCUCCACUUUAAACAAGCAUGUGUUUCCAGCUUGUGUGAGUAUCAAAAGGUACUCAGACGCAUAUUGGGAGUGCAUGAUCAGACAAUACACUUGUACUAUCUACCAUCCUGUGGGAACAGCAAAGAUGGGACCUUACUGGGAUCCAGACGCAGUCGUGGACAAUCAGCUGAGAGUGUAUGGGGUCAAAGGUCUACGAGUCAUAGACGGCAGUAUUAUGCCUAACAUAGUAAGCGGGAACACUAAUGCUCCUAUUAUUAUGAUUGGGGAGAAAGGCAGUGACAUGAUCAAAGAGUUCUGGUUAAAACGACGAAGUUCCAGAUAUUACAUUUGAUUGACGUACAAAAUUAGUAUUUAUCAGUAUUACUUGCGUGUGAAGUGUUGUAAAUAUUUCGAGUCAUGAUCAAGUUGUGAAAUUAUUUAUUUUCUAUUUAUUGAUGGCGCUCAAUUGUAAUUUAUUUAAUUAAGGAUA
This is a messenger RNA of Helicoverpa zea (corn earworm), 2037 nucleotides long. Its product is annotated as glucose dehydrogenase [FAD, quinone]-like. Lineage: Eukaryota; Metazoa; Arthropoda; Insecta; Lepidoptera; Noctuidae. Gene Ontology annotation, molecular function: flavin adenine dinucleotide binding; oxidoreductase activity, acting on CH-OH group of donors. The transcript has 4 exons. Bases 1 to 1899 code for a protein of 632 amino acids. The record is from RefSeq and is a predicted model, not a curated record.